This is a messenger RNA of Prorocentrum cordatum, 441 nucleotides long. The record is from the annotation of a GenBank genome assembly. Lineage: Eukaryota; Dinophyceae; Prorocentrales; Prorocentraceae.
GUUACUUUGGAGCCCGACGUAAUCAGCUACAGCGCUGGGAUCAGCGCGUGCGAGAAGGGCGAGCAGUGGCAGCGGGCUCUGGCGCUGCUGAGCGAGAUGUGGGAGGCGAAGGUGGAGCCCAACGUUAUCAGCUAUAGCACUGGGGUCAGCGCGUGCGGAAAAAGCGAGCAGUGGCGGCAGGCUCUGGCGCUGCUGAGCGAGAUGCAUGAUUCGAAGCUGGAGCCCAACGUCAUCAGCUACAGCGCUGGGAUCAGCGCGUGCGAGAAAGGCGCGCAGUGGCAGUGGGCCCUGACGUUGGUGAGCGAGAUGUGGGAGGUGAAGCUGGAGCCCGACGUCCUCAGCUACAAUGCUGGGAUCAGCGCGUGCGAGAAAUGUGAGCAGUGGCAGUGGGCCCUGGCGCUGCUGAGCGAGAUGUGGCAGACGACACUGGAGCCUGAUGUC